GCUGCCGCUGAAUAUCUGCCGGAAGUACAAAAUGCACUUUGAAGCGUAAACACGUGUUGUGGACACUGGGGAAAGACAGCCGAGCUCUUCCUGGUGUAUUAGGCACCUAUAAUGGAGUCACCGCUUCCUCCUCGCGAGUCCGGUCAGUUUGUGGCAGAGAGGAGUCUGGAUGUGUUUGUUGAGGAGGCAGGAGUUCGGGCGGCAGCAGAGAUGCUCUACGCCCUGCGGCACAGCGAGGAUCUGUCUGCCAGUGGCUGGAAGAAGGCGAACCCUCUGGCCCCGGAGCCCUGCUCUGACCAGGCCCUUAACUGGGUGUUUGUGGUGGACACCAUGAACUUCUCCUUUUGGCCGGAGAAAGAGUCGCAGCAGUGUGAAGUGACUUACAAAGGGACGACGUACACCGGCUACAUGACCUUAUGUGCUGCCAUAACCAGAGCUAUGGAGGAAGGUAUACCCAUCACGGAUCCUGAGUACUUUUCACAGAUCAGCAUGAAGGAGCUGGAACACGUUCUCCGGUCAGACAAUGAAACUCCCAUGCCAAUGCUGAAGGAGCGCCACCAGGUACUGACCGAAGGCGGCCGUGUGCUGCUCCAACAUGGCGGCACUUUUCAGAGUUUUAUCAGCCGAGCUGGGAACGAUGCCCAGAAAAUGGUGGAGCUAAUAGUGGAGAAGAUUCCCUCAUACAGGGACGAGGCCACGUACCAGGGGAAGCGGAUCGCCUUCUACAAACGUGCCCAGAUCCUUGUGGCGGACUAUUGGGGGACCAUGGCAGCCCGAGGAGAGGGGCGGAUGGCUAACAUGGACUGGAUCACCAUGUUUGCUGACUACAGAGUGCCCCAGGCUCUGGUCUACCUCGGCGUGCUGAGGUACUCUGAUGGACUCUUGCAGUCGCUGAAGAAUGGUGAGCUGAUAGGUUCAGGAGACCAAAGAGAAGUGGAGAUCCGAGGUUGCUCCAUUUGGGCUGUGGAGAAGAUCAAAGAUCUUCUCUGUAAGCUUGUUCAGGACAGAGAUGGACAAGCGUGCCACGUCAACUCAGCCAUCAUCGACUUUUACCUGUGGCCCUACGCCAAGAAGCACCACAAAGAGAUGGCUCACAUCCCGAUUCACCACACUCGCUGCAUCUACUACUGACUGGGUGUCGACAUGGCGCUCUGACCUCUGUACAAGUGAAUUGGCAUCAAAUUGUUUCUUGUUUACGUGUCAUCUGUUAACAACUGAAUCUCCUCAGAAGAGGAUUAAUAAAGUAUUAUUAUUAGUGUAAU
Molecule: messenger RNA, 1262 nt
Organism: Synchiropus splendidus (mandarinfish)
Lineage: Eukaryota; Metazoa; Chordata; Actinopteri; Syngnathiformes; Callionymidae
Gene: qng1
Product: Q-nucleotide N-glycosylase 1
Exons: 7
Coding region: 112-1131 (339 amino acids)
Source: RefSeq, a predicted model, not a curated record